This is a messenger RNA of Toxotes jaculatrix (banded archerfish), 3567 nucleotides long. RefSeq names its product LSM14A mRNA processing body assembly factor b (gene lsm14ab). Gene Ontology annotation, biological process: cytoplasmic stress granule assembly; P-body assembly. Gene Ontology annotation, molecular function: mRNA binding. The transcript is spliced from 10 exons. Gene Ontology annotation, cellular component: P-body. The record is from RefSeq and is a predicted model, not a curated record. NCBI's taxonomy places the organism in Eukaryota, Metazoa, Chordata, Actinopteri, Toxotidae. The coding region runs from base 184 to 1524 and encodes 446 amino acids.
AAAUAGAAACGGCCAUGUCGUGGUAGAGACCAGUUCAGAAGAGAGCGAGUCUGAGCCACCUUGUAACUUUCAGAUCCAUCUAAUGUAGCUGUAACAGUGCAACUCUGAAAAUAACACAUCUGAUCGCUUGUUUGAAAGCAGAUUUCGUGGAAGUAAGUGCGUCGUUAAAAUCAGAGGGCAAACAUGAGCGGAGGAGGGACGCCGUACAUUGGCAGCAAAAUUAGCCUCAUCUCCAAGGCCGAGAUUCGCUAUGAAGGAAUUUUAUACACCAUUGACACUGAAAACUCGACAGUAGCUCUUGCUAAAGUUCGUUCUUUCGGCACUGAAGAUCGGCCCACUGACAGGCCUAUUCCACCUCGGGAGGAAGUGUUUGAGUACAUCAUCUUCCGAGGAAGUGACAUUAAAGACCUAACAGUUUGUGAGCCACCCAAAGCCACAAGCUCGCUGCCUCAGGAUCCUGCCAUAGUUCAAUCAUCGAUUGGAGCCACCAGUGCUGCAGGAGCAUCAUCAUUCCAGUCUGCUGGGUCCUAUGCUCCAUUCAGCAGGGCCCCUGUCCCACCGUACAGCCAGUUUGGUGUUGCACCCCUCGCAGCUCAGCAGUUUGGAUCUGCCGGAGCAGGAGGACGCACCAGCCCCCAGCUGGAGUCUUUAACAAAAACUCCCACCUUGGAGCAGGCGGUGCAGGCGCCACCAUCAGCUGCCCCAGCUCCACCAGCACCUGUAGGACAGAGGAGUCAGGCGGGGGCAGCAGCUCCCAGACCCACCAGCACCGCCACCGGGAGCCAGAAGGGCCCAGACCUCCUGGAACAGAGGAGAGCUCCUGAGGUUCAGAAACUGUCACUGCCAGAUAAUGAACAAGGUGCUGUUGAAAACCGGGAUCCCAACAAGCGUCAAGCUGCUGGUGUUCAGUCCACCCGCCGUGGCCGUGGAAGAGGAAACCGCAGCAGGGGCAAAGUGAACGUGCGCAGGGAUGGCACCAUGAAGUUUGAAGAAGACUUUGACUUUGAGACUGCCAACGCCCAGUUUCACAAGGACGAGAUAGACAAAGAGCUCCAGAAUAAGCUCAAACUGAAAGACGACAAGACCGAAAAGGCGCUGAAUGGAGUGGAAACUGCUGACUCAGAACAUCCGGCCAAUGAGGGGGCCACCGAGGAGGAGGAGGCUGUGAUCAACACAUGUUACUAUGACAAAUCCAAGUCCUUCUUUGACAACCUGUCCUGUGAUGAUUUGAGUAAAGGGGGUGAAAGAGGAUUUUCAAAGGAGCGAAGGUCAACCUGGGCAGAGGAGAGACGAAUGAACGCAGAGACGUUCGGUAUCCCCCUGAGGCAAAAUCGAGGAAGAGGGGGUUUCCGCGGCCGAGGCUUCAUGGGGGCCCGCGGAGGCCGGGGGCGACCGGCAAGCAGAGGGUCCUUCGGGCCACCUCGGGGUGCUCCACCCGGUUUCAGAGGCGGAUUCAGAGGAGGCAGAGGAGGCCGGGAUUUCUCUGAUUUUGAGUACAGGAAGGAUAACAAGGUGGCUGCAUAGUACAGCAGCGAUGGAUCCACAAAGAAUUGUAGCCCCUCACCAUGAAAUUAUUCUAGCUCAAGAAGUUUUCUUUGGUCUCCACAUUUGACAGAAAGAAUGAAGACAUCCUCUCAGUCACCAGCACCAGGGUCGACUGUUUGACACCAGGGGGUGAGAGCACAGAAGUUUAGUUUGAUAAACAGUCACCAGAUGGACAAGAAGAUGUGUAAAUACCUUGCUUUGGAGUAAUUCUGUAUUUUUGCAUCAAUCGAGUUCAUUUCUUACUGAAGUCGUCUUUGAUAUUGAAAGCUGUAUGCAGAAAGCCCACUGAUACUGUGAGCGGAUCACAGUCCAUGUGACCGAUAGCUUUAUUUUUUAUUUUCUUUCAGUUUUUGAUAUGAUAUACGUUGGCACCAAAUUUCACUGCAUUUGCCUGUCGCACCGUAAUUUUCUCUGCUCAGACUUCGUUUGGUUGGUCGCCAUGUGUUCCCAGGAUUUUUACCCAGUUAGUUUUUGUUUUGUUUUGUUUUUUGACAUCCAUUCAUUCUCAGUGAAGUUGGAAGGUCAAUGCCAGCUGAAAGAAACAAAAUCUAAAGUGACUAUUGGAAUGAAUGAAUGUAUAUCUAGCUCAUCUUCUGCUUCGUGCCCUCCAGCAAAUCAUUGCUCCACAGACAGACUCACUUCUAGGUUUUAGAAAAGUGUGUUCAGUAGUUAGUAGAAUCAUGCCCCCCUCCCCCCUUUAAACCUUCCACAUCAGAUGAAUUGUGUUUCUGCUUUAGCUGUGUAGCUGGACUUUGGCGGGCUUCUUUAUGAUGGCAGCCUGACACAGGUAACCUAUAGGAGCCAGUUAUUUAAUUGAUGUAGGGGGUUUACAGCAUUAGCUUUAGAUGUCUUUGUUAAUUGUAGAUGUUUUUUUUUCCUUUUUGAGCAGGUCUGUUAUAUAGUUGACUAAAGAAAGAGCAUUCCCAUGAUUUGUGUCUGUGAAAGGGAAUUAUCGAUUUGCUAUUUACGCCUUUUAGAAGUUCUUUCAGAAAGUAAAGCCUUGAGUUUAUCAUUCAAAACUUGCAGUCAGAAGGAUUUUGAACACGUUAGAUUUGGAUCACAAACGCUCCGCUAUUUUGCCAAAAAAGUCAAAUCUGAGGGAUUGGUUGAACCAAAAUAAUUGUCAGCCUAUCAAAAUCAAAUACAUAUUUUCUCAUUUUAGUAAAUACCUCUCAAAUUGACCUUUGUGUCCAAAACAUACUGAGCCGUCUGUUAAAGCUUCUUUUUUUCUUUUUUUUUAAAUAAGCAUCCUUUGAAUUGUCUUACAGUUGUGUCAUCCACGUUGUUUUUGUUGUCUCAGCCAUUUCGCACUGCGAAACUAAGUACUUGCAGUGCUGUGAGGAUUUGUUUACUGAAAAUGGGAAAUCUUGUAAAUGGAUUGAACGAUGUCUAAAAGUGUAUGUUCAGUAAAGAUGGCAGCAUUUCUGAUCGAUAUCAGCCCUCUGGUUUGUUAGUAGCUCCUCUUUUUGCAUUGUGGUCAAUGUGAUUGUUCUCUGGAGUGAUUUUUUUUUUUUUACUGAUAUAUGAACAAAGGGACAAGAACUGGAUGUGGUGCCAGUGAGUUGGGGGGAGGUGGGAUAUUCUUUUUGUUUCAUUUUGGCUCUGAUUUGUUAGUACUUUUUAGGGAGUGCCUUCAGAGUGGUCGAUUUUUUACAGCUCUCCCUUUAACUUAAAGGUUACCUUUUGACAAAAGUAUUGAUAGCACUACAAGGUGAAACUAGAUCCUUCUCUGUAACUGUGGCUGCUUAAAACAAGGCAGCCCCAGUAGAAUAUGUGCUGUUUAACUGGAUAUUGCACAGACCGCUGGGCACUGCUUGAUAGCCGUAGGAACCAUCACUUUAUAUGGGGCUUUCGCAAUAACCAGCGAGAUUGAAUUUGAGACAAAAAGUAUUACAGAGCAAUUCAAAACUGACACGUUUUCAUACGUUUGUUACUCCUUCCAGCCACUGGAAUUGUAAACCAGGAAUUGUUUUCUUGAAUAUAAGCAAAAUGGGAGUUUUUACGUCAAAUAAAGAGUUGUAC